ACAUAUCGCGCGACGAUUGCGAGCGACUGCGCUGCAUGCACUGCACGUCAUUUCAUGCAAGUGUCAGGUGGAGCGGCUCGGCAAAAAAACAGAUGGUAAAUGUAGCACAAUAUGAGAAGAUCAAAGAUAAAGCCAAGUAUAAACUUGGCAUCCAGACGGUCGGUGUCGACACCUUCACACUCUAAGGAUAAGGGGAACAUCGGAGCACCUGUGACAUCAAACACCACACAGGGGAAAGAUGCUGUACCCAAACCAUCUCAGAAAAGUGCUGAUGAACCUCCGAAGCCAUCAAGAGAGAGAUCAGCCAGUCAGUCUGAAAGGACAGAUGCUGACUCAAAGAAAGAGACACCAAGACUCAACCCCGAAGUCACCCAAGAACCUUUGCCAUUGAAGGAUACAACAAAACAACAGGAUGGUACAACCCUUCCUGCCAGUGCUCCGGAAGAUAAGGAUGAGCAGUCAUGUGGUGCUACCAUUCCAUCCUCUGCGUCAUCAGCUCCUGCACCAGCCCAGGAUGCAGGCACCAAGAUGGGUCCACCAUCCAUCCGAAGGAAGCGGUUUUCAGCUGUGCCCAACCUGGGUCAGCCAAGGUUACGACCCACAGGUCAGAGGUCACAGGUCACCCCUGCUGGGCCGCCUCCAGAGACCAGCAGUCGCCAGGAGCAGAAGGAGAAUGAAGAAGCUGUCAAGAGACCUCCCCCUGUCCAAAGAGUGCUCUCUGUACAUACAGCCAAUGAUAAGAAAGUUGGUUCAGCCAGUCCACUUAUCACAUCAGUAGUACCAGAUGUGCAGAAAAAUGCAGUGACCAAGAGCCAUGAACCUGUACCUUUACAGAAAGCACCCAUAGCUCCAUCGGGAGUGGCUGCUAAGGUAGUGACCACCAAGGCACCGGAAGUACAAGCAUCGGGAGACAGCAAGUCAUCUGAGGUUGAAGGCAAAAAGAGUGCCCAUCAUUCUAAUGUCUACAGCAAGAAGCUGAAAGAAUUGAAAGAUCAAAUGGAUGAAGAGACUCCCUCUAAUAGAAGAAAACGGCAUGCAAGAAGCACCAGUCCCGACCGAGCCACAAUGACCAUGGGAGAUCUGAUAUACUACAACCCAAGAACAAACCCCAUGAAAGUUUCUGAAGCAGAGAAAAAGAACAAGAAGAGCAAGACUGAGAAUAACCAGAAAAAGAAGGUUACCUUUGGAACUGAUGAAGAGCAAGAGGAAGCCGUUGAAGAAGACGCCUCGUCUGCCACUAUGGCCCCGCAGGUGAAGAUAGGUCCAGACGGUGAGAUCAUCAUUGAUCAGACCAGCUUGUACGUCCAAGCUUCUCCCGUCCAGACCUUUGAUCCCUCGGAGAGCGAGAUCGUCCACGAAGACGCCUCCACCACCACCUACUCCAGCUUCAGGAAACAUAAACGCACUUCCGCCUGGACACAGAGAGAUACAGAGAGAUUCUAUUUCGCGCUGAGUGCAGUCGGAACUGAUUUCGCCACCAUCACCGCCAUGUUUCCAAGUAGAACCAGAGCAGAGAUCAAGCGCAAGUUCAAGAGAGAGGAGCGAACGAAUCGCGGGAGAGUCGACGGGGCAUUAAUGAAUCGUAAAGAGUUGAAGGAGUCUCUGUUUGAUCUUCCGUCGGACGAGUCUGAUGUGGAAUCAGCGGUCGAUGCCAACAAAAACAAGAAAAAGAAGCCAGCGAAACGCAAUGAAAAGAAAGUUGCUUCUAAAGAGAAUGCUCAAGUUGCUCUGGACGAUAUCGCAGAAGAACCGGAGGAUCAAAAUCUAGUAGUGGACGAUGCAUCUAGAAAUGGUGAUCUGGACUCCCAGGAUGACACGGAGGAUCAACCCAAUCUGGAAAACAUUCUAAGCAUAACACGAUCAGGACGUCAGCCAAAGCUUAGGACCUCAUUCACCAUUCAGAUUCCGCCAAAAGUGAAUCGCAAAAGGACUAGGGCUUCUCCAAGUCAAAAGGCAAAUGACCUCAAGGUCUUUGACGACUACGCCAAACAUCGUAUUCAGAGGCUGCAGAGUGAACAUGAAGCGACCUUGUCCCUGAAGAGAUUAGCUAGGAAUGAGGCUGCUCAAGAUCAGGAGGAAGAAUCAGAUGAUGGUAGGAGUGAUAUGACCAUGGAUAUGAUGAGUGAAGUUGGGAGUGAGGUACCCGAUGACUUGGAGAGCGUUGACAACUUGGGUCUGACCAAUAACCUUCAACCUUUGAGAGUGUUACAGAGGAACAGUCCUUCUGUAGGACUGUCCAGCUUCCAGCUAGGGGAUGGUGGAUUCAGUUCUCCUGAAAGUAUCAACGAUCCUUCAGUAAAGAAAGUUACCCUGAUGAUCACCACACCAGACGGUAAACAGACAUUAGUUCAAGUCAACUUGACAUCAGGUGAGAGUAAUCCCCUGCCUGUAUCCUCAGGCAGUAGCCAACAAGCGGAAUCUGGUGCUGCGAGAUUAAGAGACAGUGGAGUUGGACAGCCGUCACCGAAGGCAGGGUCAGCUCAGAUACCUGCUGGUGCUACAUCACAAGCGACUUCAAAUCUUGAGCCAAGUCCUGCUAGAACUCUGACUGCCCUCACUGACGUGUCUUCACCGUACCAAAGAGCAUCUCCCCAUAAUAAGCCUUCUAAGCAGUCAAAGAAUGUGACCAUUUUGAGGAUCAUUGACGGGAAGGUAGUGCGCAGUCCGUCACAGCCAUCAACCUCAACAACCUCUCCGGGAAUGGAAAGAAUUUCACCAGCAAUUACACCUUCAGUCAAAUCGAUUCCUUCAAUGCAGCUUGCAACUUCCUCUACCCAUUCAUUACAUCAACAAAGUUCUGUUCUAAGUUUAAGUCCAUUCCCUUCUGGUGUUCCAGAGGGAACUUCUGUCAUUGCAACCAAAGAGACGUCUCCAAUAGAAGCACAAAAAUCUGUUGAAGUGACUCCCGCGGAAGCACCUAUCAUUCCUGUCGUCACAGAGAAUGUGUGCUCAGACAACUUACUAAGUAUAGGCUCCCUCCAUGAUCUCGAUAUGAGCAUGACCUUUGACCCUAGUAUUGGAAUUGCUGCUUACGAGGAAAGUAUUGAAACCAAUGGGGAUAACAUUGUUGCUCAGCAAGUUAAUAUAGCAAGUACAAAUCCCGAUGAGCCCAAUCCUCAGGCUAAACCUAGAUAUAAACGUAGUGAACCUUUCAUUCCUCCCAUUAAGUGAUGGAGCACUCUUAUUUUGAAAUUUGUUGUGGUUUGCAGUAGCAGUGGUAUGUUAUGUCCCCUUUCAAGCAUAAUAUAUCAAAUUCCCCAACUAUUUUAUCUAUGCUGACGUUUUUUAAUUGAUUUCUCUACAUUAUUGUUUGAACUUUCCAUCUACUGAACAACCAUAGAGUUGGCAAAAAGACGUUCUCAAAAAAUUUAUUUGAAUUUCUACAGAAAAGGAAAACAAAUUAUUCAUUUGUUUUGAUACAGUAUCAAGAAGUAUGAUUAAUCUCAGAUACCCAACUUUGAAGUAUUUUCACAUGUUAAGCUCCCCCCUCCUUUUAAAAAUAUUUUUAGCCCUAAAAUAUGUUUGUUAUUCAAUUCAAUUCAAUUCAUUUAUUUGACAUCCUUUAAAAACAUAUGUACAAGUAUACAACAACAAAGGAGUACAAUAAUUUAAAUCACAGUAUAAGCGAUAAAAAAUUGUCAAAAUAUAAAAGAAAUGAAAAUAAAAUGUAGCGGAUGUAGGAAGUCAGAAAGGCCAUUGACCUGUCAAAGCCGACUCCCUUGAUUACUACAUUAUGGUACGAUUAAAAACACAAAUAGAAUAGUGGCCAAGAAAACAAACAAACAAAACAGACACGAGGGCAAUAAUGCUAUUGUCCUGAUUGGGGAAAGUUAAAUCUUUGUAAGUUUGAGAACAAUUGGAGAAACAAGAAGUUAUGAGCAUUUGAAUGUUUGCAGUCACUAUCCCAUUAUCAAUGCGACUUAGAUUUGUGAGGUCACACACACUUUAAAGGACAAGUCCACCCCAACAAAAAGUUGAUUUGAAUGAAAAGAGAAAAAUCCAACAAACAUAACACUGAAAAUUUCAUCAAAAUCGGAUGUAAAAUAAGAAAGUUAUGACAUUUUAGAGUUUUGCUUAAUUUCACAAAACAGUUACAUGCACAUCCUGGUGGGUAUGCAAAUGAGGAGACUGAUGACAUCAUCCACUCACUAUUUCUUUUGUAUUUUAUAAUAUGAAAUAGGGAAUAUUCUAUUUUUCUCCUCAUUGUCAAGUGAAACAACGAUUAAUUCCUCCCUGAACAUGUGGAAUGAGCUUUGUUUGAUACUAUAUGAUUCAGUCAAGUUGGUCCUUAUUGUCAAAUCUUUAAAAAAUGAAAUAUUGUAUAAUUCAAACAAUAAAAACAAAAGAAAUAGUGAGGGACAUCAUCGACUGUCUCAUUUGAGUUGUGCAUAUCACUGUUUUGUGAAAAAUAAGCAAAACUUUAAAAUAUCAUAACUUUCUUAUUUUACAUCUGAUUUUGAUGAAAUUUUCAGUGUUUUGCUAGUUUGAUUUUUCUCUUUUUAUUAAAAUCAACAUUUUUCUGGGGUGGAAUUGACCUUUAAUAAUUCAUUCCCUUUGUACACUGAAAGUAUACUCCAUUGGAUCUAUUUUGCUCAUUGUAAUGAUAGUAUCAUCCAUGGUAUCUUUUGUGAAACCUCUAUUACGUGUCCUCCCAUGAAAAGAACGCCUGAUCUACAACAGAUAGACAUGAUGAAAUGAGAAUGUGAAUAAAAUUUUUACAAAAGUAAUGGGGAAGUUGUCCAAGUGUGACAUCACACAUUGUUGACGCAUUGUCAACGGGAGGAUGUCCUGAGCACAGUGAUCUCAACAUUCAAAUGCUAGUAACUUUCUUAAUAUUUGUCCCUUCUUUUAACCCUUUUUGUCCUGCUAUCACUCCAGCUAACAUAAUCCUAGGUUUUCAUUCUCCUUAAAGAUUCUUUUAUAUUUUGAUUUAUUAAAAAUAAUAGUUUUGAAGGUCAGUAUGAAAAAAAUGCAGCCUAGUACUUACAGGGUCCAGCGGAUAAAACAAUAUUUUGUUUUGUUGGAACCUCAAUUUAUGCAUUGAAAAAUUAUGCACAUUUAUUAUAUGAUAGACAGUCCUGUGUUUGUUUAAAUGCAGAUUUUUUUUAUAAUUUAAGUUUUGAUGAAUUUGUUGGAACCUUUGUUUUAAUCUUGAUGUGUAAAAAAAUGAUAAUUUUGUGGUGCAUGCUUUUUUCUGAUUUCUUUAUAUAUAUCUACCACCUUUAAGUGCAAUAUGAUUUGUAACACAUAGUGUUGAACUCUUUUAGAGGAAAAAAUGUUUUAAAAUUAUCCUUUUUUGCAUGUGUGUUUCUGUUUGGAUCCAGCCAGCAAUGUUACAACUGUAGAGGGGAAUAUUUAUUAAAGCCCAUCUAAAGUUUUGGUAAAGUGUCAAUAAUGUGAAACUAUUAUUAUCUAACAUGCUGAUCUUACAGAACUGUAAUAGCUGUUGAAUCUGAUUUUCAUCCACCAAUUCUCUUGGGUUGUAUUUUUGCUUUAAAAAGGGCCCUUUAGUGAUUGGAUAUCAGAAACCAACAUAAAAAGAUUAUAUUUUGAAAUUUCCAGGCCAUUUCAUGCUUUGGAAUCACUUUUCGUAUCAAAGGAAAUAAAAGCAUACAUAUGUUUUAUUAUGAAAGGGUACCUGAUCAAAAUUAAUUUUCAUGUAAAAUCACAAAUUUUGUCUGUAAUUUCACAUCCUCCACUCUUAACUGUUUUGUGUGUGGUAUACACAUUCAUAUAAUCAGGUAAUAAAGUGAAAUAAUGACAGGCCCAUUCUGGGAAAAUUUACGAUAGAUAGCUAAAGAAUGACUUAAAGAUGUUUAUAUUUCAUGGAAAUGUCUUUGAUAGACUUCUUACCAUUUCAAAUGCAUUGUUAUGUAGAGGGAUAUAAAUGACUUUAAAAGGAAGUUUAUCCUGAAGAAAAGUCUGUUGUGAAAAUACACAAAAUAAAUAUUUUAAAACAAUAUUUGUGAAGGUUUGGGAACAUCUGUCAAAGAUUAGGAAAGUUAUUAAUAAAAGUUUAAGUUUUGAUUUGUGAUGUCAUAUAUGUGCAACUGCCCCAUAUUGUAUGUUAUAUAAUCUAAAAUGCAAAUAUUUCAAUUUUUCUAUGGUUCAUGAUACUGAACGUUUUCUUUCAGGAGCUUUUGGGAAAUAACUUGUCUGUUGAUAUACUUAUUAAAGGUACAAUCAAAACAGUAUGCAAUUUUUGUAGAAAAUGACAUUUUUUUACUAUACAAUAUAUGGGGAAGAUGCUCAAAUAUGAUGUCUAAAAUAAAAAAAUAAACUUUCAGAUUCAAUUCUUUGUUGGAUUUUCCUCAAACCUUUAACAAUAAUUUUUAUUUAUAUUAUAUUUUCACAAUUAACUUUUUUUGUUGGGAUGAACUUCCCCUUUAAAUUCUUUCUGAAAGCAUCCACGCAUUGGUCAUAUCAUGUUUAAGAGACAUGGGUCUUCUGAAUGAUAUAUCAUUAAUUGAGAUUAUGCAUUAAGUUUAAAGGGGCAGUCAUACCUGGGGCCCGUUUCAUUAAACUUGUUAUAAAAACAAGUUUGCAAUAAGAGUUAAAAGCUACUGAAAUCCUUCUGUCUGAUUGGCUGAUAGUAAAUUUGUCAUAGAAUCUUUGCAUUUGUUACUGUAACAAUAGAAACCUAUGGCCAUUUGCUCCUUUUAUCCCAUUUCUUGGUGUUAAUCCUUCCAUUCUUGAUAUUAAGAAUUCAACAUUGUUGGCAACACAAAAUAUAAACAAUUCAAAAUUUCCUUAUGUAAAGAAUCAUCUGUUUUGGUAACAAAAAACAAUGUUUGAUAUCAAGAAAAGCAAUUUAAAAAAAUGACAUGCAGCAGCCUACAUACAUCUGCAUAGCUGGCUAUAACAUUCAGGUGUGACCGCCCUUCGUCAUGCAUGAUACACCGAGCUUGUCAAGAACCAGUAAGGUACUGACAAUGUGCUUUUUUCUUCAUACAUGUACAUUGAGAUUUUAAAGUACCUGGUAAUGGCUCUCACACUCAUCAUACUCUGUAUAUUAAAUGGAUUCAUCUUUGUGCAAGAGGGGGUGUUGCAAGAAAAUAUUUGCAAUCAAUUUCAAUUAUUCUGUUGCAAAUUCAUAUUUGAUAGCUUGAUUUUAGCUGAUCACUUAACACUUAUCGCAAGGUGCGGAUCAACAAUCAAUUACAAAGUUCAAUCAAUUGCAAGAUACUUGAUUGAUUUUUUACCCAAAUAUCACUUGCAAUUGAUUGCAGGUUUCUUGCAACGCCUCAUAUUACACGUUUUCCAGCAAGAGCAGAACUUUCUGUUUGGUUGUGGUUUUGCUUUUCCUUUAAAUUAAAAAUCAAUUUAAGUUCUCUUCAUUCUUGAUUAAAUGAAAUAUUACCUCUUGA
Lytechinus pictus (painted urchin) is the source of this 7367-nucleotide messenger RNA. Its product is annotated as transcription factor TFIIIB component B'' homolog. NCBI's taxonomy places the organism in Eukaryota, Metazoa, Echinodermata, Echinoidea, Temnopleuroida, Toxopneustidae. Gene Ontology annotation, biological process: RNA polymerase III preinitiation complex assembly. Gene Ontology annotation, cellular component: transcription factor TFIIIB complex. The transcript is spliced from 10 exons. Gene Ontology annotation, molecular function: TFIIIC-class transcription factor complex binding. The record is from RefSeq and is a predicted model, not a curated record. The coding region runs from base 112 to 3171 and encodes 1019 amino acids.